ACCGCCCACGAGCGCCUCUUUUUCUCUUCUCUUUGUCGGUCUCUUCUCUCUCUCUAUCUCUUUCUCUCAUCUUCUUCUCCUCUCAUUUCAUUUCACCCCAAAAAUUUUCUUUUGCUCAAUCUUCCCUCCCAAACCCACCAUUUUUUGGGUUCUGAAAAUUUUUCAUUUUCCCUCCCUUUUCCCUCCCCUUUAUAUAGACUUGUUUAAUUCUUCCUCCCAUUUGUUGAGCCAGUUCUGUUUUGCUUCCUCUGUUCCGGUUCUUUUAUAAGUCCAGCUUCUUUAGAGAGUUUUGGUACCCCUCUUGUAGUUAAGGCUUGUUUGAUUGAGUGAUCAGGUGUUUUAGACCUUGGUUUUUGGUUUGUUUUAGAGGGUGAUCUCGAGUUUCCAACGGUAUCUAGUUUAUUUUGGUGGUUUUGUGUGGAUUGAUUGGGGGAAAAUUCUCAUCUUGGGCUCGUGUCGGAUCUUUGAAGUUAAUCCGUCAGUCAAAAUGGUGGAUCUGAGUGAAAAAGUAAGUAGAUUGUUCGUGAUCAGGUCGUUUAUUUGUUUGUUUGUUUGUUUGUUGAUCAUCAAUGACGAUGAUCAGUUGCUAUGAUGAUCAAGAUCAUGAUUUGAUCUUUGUGUAUGCCUUCUUGGGUCUGAUUGAUUGAUUUCUGGAAUAAAUUUUGGUUUGAAUCAGGUAUCAGAAUCUGAAGAGAUGAGUAGCCAAAACCCAACACCGGAGAGAGAAAAUGGGAGUGGUGGCACACAUAUCAAGACCUGUGUUGAUUGUGGCACCUCAAAAACUCCCCUGUGGAGAGGUGGUCCAGCUGGCCCCAAGUCAUUGUGUAAUGCAUGUGGGAUCAGGAGCAGGAAAAAGAGAAGGGCACUUUUGGGAUUAAACAAAGAAGAAAAGAAGACAAAGAAAUCAUCCCCCAUUAGCUCCAGUAGUACCAGCAGCAGCAGUAAAAGUAGUACCACCAUCAACAAUAACAGUAAUAAUAGCAUUAGUAGUAGUAAUAUCCACAACAAUGAGAAUAGCCCAUCAAAUAGCAGUUCAUCCAGCAAGAUUGGUAUUGGUGCCGAGUAUUCACUGAAGAAGAAGUUGAUGUCUUUUGGGAGGGAUUUUGCGUUGCAGAGACCCAGAUCAAACACUCACCAGAGGAGGAAGUUGGGUGAAGUUGAACAAGCUGCUUUUUUAUUGAUGGCUUUGUCUUGUGGCUCAGUUUAUGCAUAAUUUUCAAUUCCAUCAGAAAUCAUCUCAACUAGUUUGUUUGUUUUGUAGUACAAAUUUUUGGGUGUAACGGUUAUUAGUAGUGAUGAUUAUUAUUAUUUUAGUAGAGCUUUUGUUAGUGAUGAUGAUUAGUAGCCGCCUGGGGUAGUACUAAGAUGUAAACUGAUCAGCAAAAAAACGUGGCUGAUUGAGAGAGUGUAUAAUUCGGUCACAAUUUGUGAUGCUAUGAGAUGUAAUCUGCAGAACAUUGAAGACUGAGUUAUUUCUUUUUCCUCCCUUUGCUCUUUGUUUCUUGCCAUUCUUGAUCCAUCAUAGGUUGUGGUUACAUGAAUACGAUGAUUGUACAACG
This is a messenger RNA of Oldenlandia corymbosa var. corymbosa, 1559 nucleotides long. NCBI's taxonomy places the organism in Eukaryota, Viridiplantae, Streptophyta, Magnoliopsida, Gentianales, Rubiaceae. The record is from the annotation of a GenBank genome assembly.